Coffea eugenioides is the source of this 1807-nucleotide messenger RNA. RefSeq lists its product as uncharacterized. The transcript has 2 exons. The coding region runs from base 629 to 1612 and encodes 327 amino acids. Lineage: Eukaryota; Viridiplantae; Streptophyta; Magnoliopsida; Gentianales; Rubiaceae. The record is from RefSeq and is a predicted model, not a curated record.
UUUGAAAAUGCAAACUUUAGGUGAUUUACAUAAUAAUUUCUUGGGUCCAAAAUGAUGACAUGAUUCUCAUGGGUUCCAGAAAAAAGCUUUGUUACUAUCUUUUGGAUCUACUUCUUGAUUGAGUGCAUCUAGUUUCAGAAAAUUCUUUAAAAAAAAAAAAAAAGAUUUCACCAAUAAGGAAAUUAGGCGUGGAUUUGGUUUUCAUAGAAUUUAUCUAUUAUGUUUGAUCUUUGAGGUUCUGGGAUUGCGUGAAUUUGCUUGAGAUGUUUCUGCUUGCCUUCGAGUGAUUUAAUUGAUAAGAAAUUUCAACCUCUUAUGGUUUUAUAUUAAAAAACGGGUCUAAUAAAAAUUGCGAAAUCUUUGUUGGAUUCGUAAAAGUGAAAGCCAUUAGUUUAUAAGAAAGUAGACGGUCAUGUACCCCCCUGUUUCAACUAUUUUUUCCUGUUCGAUGACUGAGCUUCUUUACUUGGUUAAAGAUCACUUUGUUGGUCCUGUACUUCUUUAAGCCAAAUGGUGGAGUCAUGUAGUUCAGCUUGAUUGGGGAAAACCGUGGACAACAACCGGAACUUCCUUGGUAAGUGUCAGGAUUAUUCCAUCUUAGCUGUUGAGCUCAUUCGUGGCAGAAGGAAUGGCAACUUUAGCCCAUUCAACAUCUUUCUUAUCGGUGGGUAGUCUAUCCUCUGACCACCAUAAGCAAUUGAAAUUGUGGAAAUUCCAAAAGCCACUAACAAGAAGAGGCUUCAAGCGCCUUGCUCUUUGCUCUUCAAAUAUGACCCCGUGGGAACCUGCGGAGAUUGCGUAUGCUCCUGCUAGCGAUGCUGAAGGUAGAUUCUUGCAGAAGUCUGGCACUAUAUUUGAAGCCCUGAAUUCAGAGAAAACUGAUGAAGCUACAGCAAAAAAUUCCAAAGAGGAUGCAAGUCAUCGGCCAAUGUUGCUGCUCCCCUACCUGAGAUGGACGGUGUGGCUUUUGGGACCUCCCAUUCUGUUAGCAACAGGCAUGGUGCCCACCUUGUGGUUACCAGUUUCGUCAAUUUUCCUCGGCCCAAAUAUUGCCAGCCUUCUUUCAUUGACAGGACUGGACUGCAUUUUUAAUCUUGGUGCAUCCCUGUUUCUCCUCCUAGCUGAUUCUUGUGCUCGUCCAGAAAAUUCUGGACAUGUUUUCGGCAGUAGGCCUCCUGUUAGUUAUCAGUUCUGGAACAUGGUUGCAAACAUAAUGGGCUUUGUUGUUCCGCUGUUGACGAUGUUUGCUUCUCAAAAGGGUCUGCUUCAGCCUUUUCUGCCUCCUAUAUCAUAUUUGGUUCUGUUGGGUCCCUACCUUCUCCUUCUGUCUGUACAAAUACUGACAGAGAUGCUUACAUGGCACUGGCAGUCGCCAGUAUGGUUGGUGACCCCUGUUGUGUAUGAAUCUUAUCGGUUAUUGCAGCUGAUGAGGGGGCUGAAGCUGGGAGGUGAGCUCACUGCACCAGCAUGGAUGUUGCACACCAUCAGGGGACUGGUUUGUUGGUGGGUGCUCGUUCUUGGCAUGCAGCUCAUGAGGGUUGCGUGGUAUGCUGGUUUUACAGCUCGUGAUCGUCGUCAAAAAGAGCCUUCAGUGCUUGUUGGUGGUAACUAGUUUGUAGGGCCAAGCCAUUUUGCUGGCUGCAUAAGCAAAUUGUAAGUAACAACUGAAUUGGUAUAGGUUGUAUACGUAGAGCAAGGCAAUGCCUUCAUACUUUGUUUGGUUCAUGAGCAAACCAAUGUUCAAGCAUUGCGUGUAUGUCUCAGUUAUUGCACUUGUGAUGUUUAAUUUUGAUUUGUCUUGCAUUUA